CCUAGAUUGAUUCCCAUCCCCUGGUGGUGGUCCUGAAGCACUUCAGACCAUUCCCGCGUCGAAGGUUUCCAUGGCCAAAGAAAUCGUCCUUCCCCUCCCAUUGCGGCGACGCCGUCGCCACCUUGGUGUUGUCCGAGCUGCGGAGUCUCGGCCAGCGGCGAUGGAAACACCGCUCUGCCUGAAUCCCUGCCAGGCACAGUGUUCCUCCACUGCUGCGGUCGUCGGUCGCAGAUCCGCAAGGUCUCCCUUCAUUCUUACCUCGGCCUACCCUACCCUCAUUUUCCACCUACCGUCAGCCGUUUCCCUCCAUCCUCGGUAGCUUAUCGCUAGACUCGUCGCUUAGUGACCCACGCACCAUGGAUUCCCUUCCUGCAGAGGUCGUUUAUCUCAUCCUUAAGCUUUCUCACCAGGCAGGCCCACAGAUUGCCCGGUUGGCCUGUCUAUCGAACGACUUCAGACGCAUGGCGGACCAAUGGCUGUGGCUGUGGCACUGCCGCGACCAGCUUGCGAAGAAUCUCGAGAUCCCUGAGGGUGCAGCAGCCGUCGGAUUCAAUAUUGAACGAUUUCAGCGCGUGCUGGACGCCAUGAAGAGCGACGAUCUCAAGGCGCUUGGGAAGCUCCUGCAUUGGUGCCCGGGCGUGAGGCGAGCGGUGAUGAGAGGAAGGGAAUCCAGACCCUGGCGACAUGUCGACAGCAAUGGGGACAGCAACGGCAGCAGCAGCAGCUGCAGCGACGUCACGGAAGAUGCUACUUGGUGUGCCGUUCCUGACGAGGAGGAACACGCUCGCGGCAGACCGCACCUGCAAUCUCCUAGCUUCGUCUUAUUGCCGAACAUAAGCCGCAUUAUGCUAUCUUUAACUUGUCGGCGGCACGUGGAGGGAAUGGUUGAUGACGUGGAAUUCAGCUUGGCACAAGGAUUCGUGUUUCAUUUCAAGAGCUCAGUGUUAUACCGCAGGGUUUCUCCACGGUCUGUUUAACAGGACGAGCUCUGUCCCUUUUGCAUCCUUUCAUCUCUUCAUAUCACUUAAUGAAACAGUGGAACACGAGAGGCGCCUUCACUGGAAGAUCUCUUGUCACUGUCGUUUCUUUUCCCCGAGCAACUGUUCUGACUGAAUCAUGGAUUGGGCAGGUUUGGGACACCUUUGAAGAUGAUGCCUCGCUUCCAUGGAACAACAUCUUUUACUGUGAUGCCAGCGCCAGGACCAUUUCCAAGCUUCCUAAGGUUGUUCAGUCUUAUUGCACCAAGCCUACAGGGGCAUUGUUAUGGAAUUGUGAGGAAUUACUGUGGCGGGCUUCCGUCUGAGUGGGAAGCUGCGAACGGGCCAGCGGUAGAUCUGUUGCUGGAGGGGGGACGCACGGAGAGACCUUCCCCAGUUUUGCUGCCAGCCAUGCUCUCGUCAAGCUUCAUAGCGUGGUGGUGCCAUGCUCAUUUGUCCUGGAGACCCAUCGCGACAGAGCACGUAUUGAAGCACCACCAGCUGCAGAGAGCGCUGCUCCUGCUGCCGCUGGUGUUACUCUCGCUAUUGCGGAAGUUCCUGCUGCCGCUGGUGCUACUUGCGCUAUUGCGGAGGUUGCUACUACUGCUAGUGCUUCUGCUGCUACCUUUGAGGUUGCUACGACUGCUAGUGCUACUGCUGCUACCUUUGAGGUUGCUACGACCGCUGGUUCUACUGUAUCUACUACGGAGGUGGCUACCACUGCUGGUCUUGCUGUUGCUACUUCUACUGCCGCGACCGGUCCUAAUGCUACCGGUGCUGCCCAUACUGCUGCCCCCGGUGCUGCCCGUUCAACCUCCAGCAGUGCUGCCCAUACUGCUGCCUCCGGUGCUGCCCGUUCAACCGCCAGCAUUUCUGCCUGUACUGCUCCUACCGGUGCUGCCCGUACAACUGCUACAGAUUCUACCCGUGCUGCUACCGCUGGUCCUCGUGCUGCAGCCGUUAGAGCUGCCACUCGUACGACAAGGCCUGCUGCUGCGACUGGCGUUACAACUGCUGUUACCACUCGCGUUCCAGCAGCUGGUGCUACCUGUGCUACAGCUAUGACUGGUUCCCACACUUUGCCUGGCGCUGCCACUCGUGCUACAGCUGGGACUGGUCCUCACACCAGGGCUCGUGCGGCCACUCGCGCUUUAGCUGUGACUGGCUCUUACACCAGGACUCCUGCCGCCACUCGUGCUACGGGCACUGGCCGGGCUCGCCCAUUCUCAGCUGCUGGCUCCCGCGCCAACACGGCUGCCUCUACUGCUGAACGCUCCUCCCUGGGCAUGCAGAGAGGCAAGAACUCUUGACGAGAGUGCUGCUGUUCUCAGCACCAUUGGAAACGCAGCAGCAGCAUCGUCACUCUUGGCAGUCGCAGCAUCUGCACCGUCCACCUCUGUGCUGCUGCUGCUGCUGCCACUGUGCUGUGAUGACUGCUCAUGCUGCCACCUGUGCUGAGAGGGAUGCAGGUGAAGGGGCACUCUGAGACAUGACCAUUGACCCGUGUCAUGGUCUGAGCGUACAAUGGCAUCAUUGCAUGUGAUGGCACUAUUGCGGCUGAUAAAGCUUCCUGUCUGUUCAAGAAUUGUUGAUGCGGAGCAUGCUGGGCCGAGGCUACGAUCACUUUCCAUCCAAGUUGGCCUGCCAUUGGUGGUUGCUUUCCUUUUGUCCUGUUAUGUGUAACAUCAUUGUCCUGCCAUUGGUGGUUGCUUUCCUUUUGUCUGUUGUCGUCAUUGCCCCAGCAAACCAAAGUAUUGUCAACUUAUGUAUAAUUGCGAAAGUUGCUUAGU
Closterium sp. NIES-67 is the source of this 2767-nucleotide messenger RNA. Lineage: Eukaryota; Viridiplantae; Streptophyta; Zygnematophyceae; Desmidiales; Closteriaceae. The record is from the annotation of a GenBank genome assembly.